GAAGGAAAAAAUUAAUUAAAAGGGUGAAAUUUCAAAGGGGGCGAAGGGGAAGGCGACCAUCUUGCCAGGGCAAAGGAACGUAGGCAACUCGACGCCCCCUUCCGAUCGCCGUGGGACGGAGGAUUUUUUUGUUCGGAUCCCAAGUUUCUGAUUUAUUUGGCGUCGAUUUCUUGGAAUCCGUCAAUCGGGGUCUCCGAUUGGAGGCCGGUGAUCGGGCGAGGAGGAUUAGAUAUCGAUCAUGGCGUGUAAGGGGUUCUGGGAGUGCUUGUUAAAGCUUCUCAACUUUCUAUUGACGCUCACCGGGUUGGCGAUGGUGGGAUAUGGGAUUUAUUUGCUGGUGAUAUGGAAUAAGGCCUCUUCUAGCGGCGUUGGCGAGGACCUGGCUUUGCCGACGGGCGGUGAUCCCGAGUUCUUGAAGCUUGGACGGCCCAUGCUUGUCGCCGUGUCCCUUUCGUCGAGCUUUCUCGAUCAUCUUCCCAAAGCUUGGUUCAUUUAUUUAUUUAUUGGUGUUGGGAUUAUUAUCUUUGUCAUAUCAUGCUUUGGCUGCAUUGGAGCAUUAACAAGAAACGGGUGCUGCCUGUCUUGUUAUGCUUUUCUAGUGAUCUUGUUGGUUCUAGUUGAGGUGGCUGCUGCUGCUUUCAUAAUCUUUGACCAUAGCUGGAAGGAUCUGAUUCCUGAUGAUAAAACUGGAAAUUUUGAGACUAUAUAUAAUUUUUUGGAGGAUAACUGGAAGAUAGCAAAGUGGGUUGCUCUUGGAGCUGUUAUUUUAGAGGCCUUUGUAUUCGUGUUAGCCCUUAUUGUAAGAGCAGCAAACAGGCCUGCCGAAUAUGAUAGUGAUGAUGAAUAUAUUGCUCCAAGAUCUACCAUCCGACAGCCAUUAAUGAACCGGCAAGGAACUCCGGCAACUGGAGUACCUGUUCUUGGCACUCUUGACCAUCGUCCUAGCAGAAAUGAUGCCUGGAGCCAACGGAUGAGGGAAAAGUAUGGUCUUGAUACCUCUGAGUUCACGUACAACCCAUCAGACCCAAACAGAUAUCAACCAGCUACUGCACCUCAGGUGGAAGAAAGGGGCCGCUGCAUCAUUAUGUGAACAUCGUACGGUUGAAGCUUUGCUUGCACAGUUUGCUAGUCACUUCUUUUCGAUGUGUGAAGCUCUCAAGAGGUUUUCCCUGUUUAAUUGAAUGUUUAGGUUAACUGCCACUUGAGUUUGCUGCCUGAUUUCACUGCAUAAAACUUCUUUCUUCUCUUUUACUUGAUACAUUACCUCUCAGAUAAAAUUGCAUUGCGGCAUCAAAUUAGUCUGACAUCAUAUCUGAAUAUAGACGAAUGACCAUUUUGACAGCUUAAAUCAAAUAUCAGCUGUUUCAUA
This is a messenger RNA of Musa acuminata AAA Group (dessert banana), 1369 nucleotides long. Its product is annotated as tobamovirus multiplication protein 2A-like. The transcript has 7 exons. Bases 239 to 1090 code for a protein of 283 amino acids. The record is from RefSeq and is a predicted model, not a curated record. Gene Ontology annotation, cellular component: membrane. NCBI's taxonomy places the organism in Eukaryota, Viridiplantae, Streptophyta, Magnoliopsida, Zingiberales, Musaceae.